Messenger RNA from Dipodomys ordii (Ord's kangaroo rat), 2684 nucleotides. It is a transcript of the gene Phtf1, whose product is annotated as putative homeodomain transcription factor 1. Bases 28 to 2322 code for a protein of 764 amino acids. Gene Ontology annotation, cellular component: endoplasmic reticulum. The record is from RefSeq and is a predicted model, not a curated record. The transcript is spliced from 18 exons. Lineage: Eukaryota; Metazoa; Chordata; Mammalia; Rodentia; Heteromyidae.
GAUCCCGCUCUCUGGCUGGAGACCCAGAUGGCCUCAAAUGAGAGAGAUGCUAUAUCAUGGUAUCAGAAGAAGAUUGGAGCAUAUGAUCAACAGAUAUGGGAAAAGUCAAUCGAACAGACUCAGAUUAAGGGCUUCAAAAAUAAACCAAAAAAGAUGGGUCACAUAAAACCAGACUUGAUUGAUGUGGACUUAAUCAGAGGCUCCACGUUUGCCAAGGCCCGGCCGGAGGCGCCCUGGCCGUCGCUGACACGGAAGGGCCUGGUGCGGGUGGCUCUCUUCCCACUCUUCAGCAGCUGGUGGAUUCAGGUCACCUCUCUGAGGAUCUUCGUGUGGCUGCUCCUGCUUUACCUCAUGCAAGUCAUGGCAGUGGUGUUGUACCUCAUGAUGCCCAUUGUGAAUGUGAGCGAGGUGCUGGGGCCCUUGUGCCUCAUGCUGCUCAUGGGGACCGUGCACUGCCAGAUCGUGUCCUCCCAGGUCACACGGCCUCCAGGGAACAACGGCAACCGCAGGCGGAGAAAAUUACGGAAAACUAUAAAUGGUGAUGGGAGCCGAGAACACAGCGGCACAGCCUCUGACAAGAUGAAGGGGGCUGAGGCGCUGGCCCCGGCGCCCCGCAGGGCCGCCAGCUUCUGGGGGACACUCUUUGGGAACAGGAUAAAAAAGGUCAGGUUACUAUCUAAUAAAGGGACAGAAACGGACAACGACUCCAGUUGUCUCCGCCCGGCUGUGAAGAAGCAGCUCUGUCGGCCGGAGGGCAGGACAUGGCCGCAGAGGGACAGAGCGAAAAUGUCCGAUGGGGAGAAGAGCCGAAGGGACCUGGCCAGGCGGUGUCUGGACAGCAGGGUGUCAGACGACCCGUCCAGUGACGAGGACGGCGAGGCACACACCCAGAUGAUCCUGCUGCGCCGGAGCGUGGAGGGUGCCUCCAGCGACAACGGCUGUGCUGUGAAGAACAGAAAGUCUGCGCUCGCCGGCCACCUCCACCCUCAGGCAAAGAAGACCGCUAUGCGGUGGUGUCACCUAGUGCGGGACUCAGACAGCCUGGCUGAGUCAGAGUGUGAACCCCCUCCCUUCAGCCAGGGUACCCGGCCUGGCGUGGCUGGUGGCUCCCGGCGCCUCCGCUUGUCCGGAAGGGACUCGGAGAGCGCGCGCCAGGACUCGGAGACGGAGGACAUGCUGUGGGAUGACCUGCUGCACGGCCCCGAGUGCCGCUCGUCGGCCACCAGCGACAGCGAGGCCGCGCAGCCGGGCGCCCUGCGCCCCGGGGCCAAGCGUCCCCCCCAGGAGGACGCGUUCCAGCAGAACCACCUGUUUUGGCUUCAGAACUCAAGCCCCGCCUCUGACCGGGUCAGUGCCAUCAUCUGGGAAGGCAGUGAGUGCAAGAAGAUGGACAUGUCUGUGCUGGAGAUCAGUGGCGUCAUCAUGAGCAGGGUGAAUGCGUGCCAGCAAGGUGGGGGCUACCAGAUGCUGGGGAACGCCGUCACCGCGGGGCUGACCCUGUUCCCGUUUCUAUACCGCCUUUUCCACGAGAAGAGCCUGGAGCAGAUCAGGUCCAUCUCGGCUGAGGAGGUCCUGGCGCUCUUCUGCGGGGCACCGCCCGUCAUGCCUGUUAUCAUUCUGUCUUUUAUUAAUUUUUUUGAAAGACUGUGUCUUACUUGGAUGUUUUUCUUCAUGAUGUGUGUGGCGGAGAGAACGUACAAGCAGAGAUUUUUAUUUGCAAAACUCUUCAGCCAUAUUACUUCAGCCAGGAAAGCUAGAAAAUAUGAAAUACCUCAUUUCAGACUUAAAAAGGUGGAGAAUAUCAAGAUCUGGCUAUCGCUGCGUUCCUUCCUGAAGAGGCGAGGCCCGCAGCGCUCUGUGGAUGUUGUGGUGUCUUCCGUCUUCCUGCUGACACUCUCUAUCGCCUUCAUCUGCUGUGCCCAGGUCCUCCAAGGGCAUAAAACCUUCCUGAACGACGCUUACAACUGGGAGUUGCUGGUCUGGGAAACAGCCCUGCUGCUGUUCUUGCUGCGCUUGGCCUCACUGGGGUCUGAAACCAACAAGAAAUACAGCAACGUCUCCAUACUGCUCACGGAGCAGAUUAAUUUAUAUCUUAAGAUGGAAAAAAAGCCAAAUAAAAAAGACCAGCUCACUCUUGUAAACAAUGUACUAAAGCUGUCCACCAAGUUGCUAAAAGAGCUGGACACCCCAUUUAGACUCUACGGGCUGACCAUGAACCCCCUGAUCUACAACAUCACGAGAGUAGUUAUCCUCUCUGCCGUCUCAGGAGUCAUAAGCGAUCUUCUGGGGUUUAAUAUAAGACUGUGGAAAAUUAAGUCCUGAGUCCUGUCCCCGGACCCCCUGCAUGGGCGUCCGUUAGCCCACUGAGAGACGGCUGCUCUUGGCCCUGUCACCUGUGCACCUCUUCACCUUUAGCCAUGUGCGGUCAGCAGACGACAGAUGCAGUCAGUAACAACGUGUUCCAGGCUAAGACAGUCAUUCCAGGCACUUGAGAACUGAGUUGUACUUACUGGAAAGCCUUUUGGGUAGCUAUGGUUGAUGCCUAAAGUUCGAAGCAAGUAUCGUAUUGGAAAGAUGUACACUCAGUACUUUUUUAUGAUAGUCUAUGGAAUCGGGCAUUUCUCUAUUAAAGGGAGAUCAAGCUAUUUUAGGUUGAAUCCAAAUAAAAGAAAACUACUGGAUAA